Messenger RNA from Peronospora matthiolae, 996 nucleotides. The record is from the annotation of a GenBank genome assembly. NCBI's taxonomy places the organism in Eukaryota, Oomycota, Peronosporomycetes, Peronosporales, Peronosporaceae.
AUGACUGGAGCAAGCGGCGCGAAUCGCACGUUUCGCUCACUCUUUGGGGGACAAGAGAAGUCCUUUGAUGAGGUGCUGGACCUAGAGACGGACGUCAUCGGGUCGAUUGAGGCGGCCGCGAGUGUUUCUGGAGCUGCUAUUGGGGUGGCUGGUGAUGAAGAUCAAGACGAAGAGGAGGAUGGGGAGGACGCGAUGGUGUGGAAGGAGGAGCUGCUGCUGCUGGAUUGUGGUGUCGCUGCAAAGGCGGACGGUCUUCAAUUGGCACAGCACAGAUCGAUGGAAGAGUGGGCAGAUGACGAUGACGAAGAGGACAAUUGGAAAGAUAUGCUGCAAGACCGCGUGGAUCAGCUGGAUCUGGCGUUCCUGCCUGAUAAUGAUGGUGAUGAUGAUGAUGCUAUAGUUUUUGAAACUAGAUGCCGGUUGGAACACCAGUCGGUAUGUAACCUUUCAGCACAUGAGGUCCAUGCCUGGAACAUUGAACGCACAGUUGUGGGAGAAGCUGCAGCGUCUACGCUCGUGCAUGAUGCACGCAUGCGGUCAAUUUCCAUUGAUUGUGUAGCUCGCAAAAUUCAGACCGUGGAGUAUUACCGCAAACGCUCGAGGUCUCUGAGUGACACGACUGAUAUGCUGGAAUUGCCUUAUUAUUCGCCUUCACGAAAAAACUCGUUGGACAGCGAUCGAAGCUGCCUCAGCCGGGACAUCAGUAGGGAUAUACGUGGCAUUGGGGAACCUUUGGCGACCGAUGCUACACUCUCGGUCUCAUCGAGCACCGCCGCGUCGGUUUUGAGCGACACAGAAGCCAUGCGCCGAUUUGUACUUGACGAUGUCAAAUCUAUGUCCAUGGAAAGACUCGUGAGCGAUGCCCAGCGAUUACAUUUUCUAGAGGACUUUUACCACAAUCAGCAAAGACAAGAUGCCGUCUCGCCCGUCAUACUCCCGACUGCAGCGUCUUCAUCACCAUCGGUCCCUUCAUCUCCAGCCAUGUCCACACCCUGA